This is a messenger RNA of Seriola aureovittata, 1956 nucleotides long. RefSeq names its product tryptophan hydroxylase 2 (tryptophan 5-monooxygenase) (gene tph2). Gene Ontology annotation, cellular component: neuron projection. Gene Ontology annotation, molecular function: tryptophan 5-monooxygenase activity; iron ion binding. The record is from RefSeq and is a predicted model, not a curated record. Lineage: Eukaryota; Metazoa; Chordata; Actinopteri; Carangiformes; Carangidae. The transcript is spliced from 11 exons. Gene Ontology annotation, biological process: aromatic amino acid metabolic process; serotonin biosynthetic process. The coding region runs from base 58 to 1785 and encodes 575 amino acids.
UCAGAUCUGGAUCAGAAAGGUCCAGCUCAGACUCGAGCUCCAUCAAACCUCCUCCUGAUGUGUCUCUCAUGUUGUUUCCUGAGGGCGGAGCUUUAUCUCCCUCUGCUUCAUACAAACAUCAUCAUCGCCUCCCCUCCCCCUCCCCUCCUGUGUCAAUAUAUAAGCAGGGGCGGGCCGGCGCCGGGCCGACAGACCGUCUGUGAGCGUCAGUGUGAGGAGCAGCGCAGCAGACUCAGCAGGCUGGAGCCCUGGUACUCGUACACCCACUGGUUCCCCAUGGCCUCGUCCCAUGUGAUGAAGGACCUGGAGCCAGUUCCCAGGAUGCAGCCCGCCAUGAUGAUGUUCUCCAGCAAGUACUGGGCCAGGAGGGGGCUGUCGCUGGACUCGGCCAUGUUCGACCACCAGCAGCAACGCCACACCGGGGGGCAGAUGUCUCGCCGUCCGUCCUUCUGUCCCAUCAACGAGAAGCCGGACAAAGAGAGCGGCGAGGAGGCGGGGCAAACGGCCGUGGUGUUCUCUCUGAAGAACGAGGUCGGCUGUUUGGUCAAAGCCCUGAGGCUGUUCCAGGAGAAGCGAGUGAACCUGAACCACAUCGAGUCCAGGAUCUCGAAGCGGGUCUCUAACGAGGUGGAGAUCUUCGCCGACUGCAGCUGCAGUAAGAAGGAGUUCAACGAGCUGCUGCAGCACCUCAGAGACCACGUCAACAUCAUCUCCUUCAACACACCUGCACACGUGUGGUCCGCCGAGGCAGAUGGAGACGACGUCCCCUGGUUCCCCAUGAAGAUCUCCGAGCUGGACCAGUGUUCUCACAGAGUCCUGAUGUACGGGUCGGAGCUGGACGCCGACCAUCCUGGCUUUAAAGACAAUGUUUAUCGUCAGAGGAGGAAAUACUUUGUGGAAGUGGCCAUGAAUUAUAAAUUCGGACAGCCCAUCCCUCGUAUCGAGUACACCCCCGAGGAGGUGAGGACGUGGGGGGUGGUGUUCAGAGAGCUGACCAAGCUGUACCCCACCCACGCCUGCAGAGAAUACCUGAAGAACCUGCCGCUGCUCACCAAGCACUGCGGCUACCGCGAGGACAACAUCCCCCAGCUGGAGGACGUGUCCCUCUUCCUCAGAGAGCGCUCUGGUUUCACAGUGCGUCCAGUUGCAGGUUACCUGUCUCCCAGAGACUUCCUGGCUGGUUUGGCCUACAGAGUGUUUAACUGCACUCAGUACGUCCGCCACAGCACCGACCCGCUCUACACACCUGAGCCGGACACGUGUCACGAGCUGCUGGGUCACGUGCCCCUGCUCGCCGACCCCAAGUUCGCUCAGUUCUCUCAGGAGAUCGGUCUGGCGUCUCUGGGAGCGUCUGAUGAGGACGUUCAGAAACUGGCCACGUGUUACUUCUUCACUAUUGAGUUCGGCCUCUGCAAACAGGACGGUCAGCUGAGAGCGUACGGAGCCGGACUACUGUCAUCUAUUGGAGAGCUGAGGCAUGCCCUGUCCGAUCAGGCCUGUGUGAAGAUGUUUGACCCGAGGACGACCUGUAGUCAGGAGUGUCUCAUCACCACCUUCCAGGAGGUUUACUUUGUCUCCGAGAGCUUCGAGGAGGCCAAGGAGAAGAUGAGGGAGUUUGCGAAGACGAUCAAGCGUCCGUUCUCCGUGUACUACAACCCGUACACUCAGAGCAUCGACCUGCUGAAAGACACGCGCAGCAUCGAGAACGUGGUGCAGGACCUGCGCAGUGACCUCACCACCGUCUGCGACGCUCUGGGCAAGAUGAACACCUACAUGGGGAUCUGAGGCCGACGCCCACCUCACCGCUGAGCUCUGAUUGGCUCAACACGUCAGCAACACCAACACCAACGCUUCUGCAGAACGUCACCUGUGUUAAUGUUGCUUCUCUGACCUGUAGCUGAAACUGUUUCACCCUCCAGUAAAAUAAAACGUGACCAGCUGAGCCCAAACUGGAAA